Molecule: messenger RNA, 519 nt
Organism: Hordeum vulgare subsp. vulgare (domesticated barley)
Lineage: Eukaryota; Viridiplantae; Streptophyta; Magnoliopsida; Poales; Poaceae
Exons: 5
Coding region: 102-371 (89 amino acids)
Source: RefSeq, a predicted model, not a curated record
UCCCUUGCCACGACGUAGCAGUCGUUCACACACCGGUCCAGAGGCCGCCGCCGCCGCCGCCGCCGCCGUCGGCCGCUACGAGAACCCCAGAGUAAAGGAAGAUGCCUUCACUUCAGAAAGCUUUACCUCCAGAACUUGCCGAUAAUGCGCUUAGAUUAUACCGCGAGUGCUUAAGGAGGGCUAAGUUCAUCGGUAGUCAGCAACAUAAUACAGGGCUUCUUGUUUCCAUGGUGAGGGAACAGUUCAAGAAAAACAUGCAUGAAACUGAUCCAGAGAAGAUACAGAAAAUGAAGGAUGAUGCGGCACGGGGCCUUAUCAAUCACAUAAUAUAUGAAUCCGAGAAGAUGACGGGGCGUAAAUUCUCAGGUUAAGAAAGUUGAAAGUAGACUAUCGGCAUAUCCUGUAUGAAUUGAACAGUGGCUUGAUCCUAUGGCUGUUGAAUUGUUUUUCUCUUCCGACACAAGGACCAUCUAAUGCUUUUAUUUGUUGUUGACUUAAUAAAGCAGUGAUUUUUCAUCA